AUGUCAAAUGAUUAUAUUAAAGUGGUGCCAGACGCGGCGCCCACGUUUGAUGAUUUACUACGAGUAGUUGAUCCAGUUAAGCAAAUAAACAUAACUGAACAUGCCGCCGCCCUUGUAGGCAUGAGCGGCCGCGGUGCGGGGGGGCAGCGCUGCCAGCUAAUCUUGCAGCGUUGCCUCGCGAUUCAUCUCACCAAGCCCGGCAACGCGCCCGACGACUUCUGGAUGUACGACUCAGGAUACUUGCUCUUCCAGGUAUCUACAGAGUUUAGGCAUCGCAAAAGGUGUACCGAAAAGAAAUCUCGUUUACGAAAUGCUUUCAUCAGGUGAACGAACGAAUAAUAAAAGAGUUUAAUGUUGCCACCACAUCACGCGUGGGACAUGAAAUAUUGUGUCUAAACGCCAUAUGUGCUAGACACAAACAGCUUUCAUUUCUUUGACGCAUAAAAAUUUCUAUAAAGGUG
Chilo suppressalis (striped riceborer) is the source of this 461-nucleotide messenger RNA. The record is from the annotation of a GenBank genome assembly. NCBI's taxonomy places the organism in Eukaryota, Metazoa, Arthropoda, Insecta, Lepidoptera, Crambidae.